ACCAAGGUAAGGAAUUCAGAAUCCCUUCUGGUUUUUUCUCUUCUACUUCCUCAUCUUCUCUCCUCCACACCUCGCAUCUCGCAGUAUUCUCUUCCCUCUUCGGCCCCUGUCCUGCGGGUUUUUCUUCUUCUUCCUACAGACAUACACUCCUCACCCCGCCAUCCACCCACAGUGCCACUGGAUUUCUAUUGGAACUUGGAAUCUUGCACCACUGUGCCACCCCGUCACCCCGUUUUUGUCAGCAAUAUCCCCAGCACAAGCCCAGCCCAGCGGCGCCAGAUUGUCUCACCACACACGUACCGUCCGUCCACCCCCAAAAAAGAAGCCAAAGGCCUACGCAGUAAGAGAGGGGGCGGAAUUUGCGGGGUUCCUCCAGCACAACGAUCCAACGAGCGUCUUUGUACGCCAACCUUGAACCUCCACCAACAAAUCACGACCCCAGAGCGACCACUCCUCUCUCUCUCACUCACACAUACAUACCCUCUCUCUUUGAAUCCUCUCCUACCCGUACCCGUGCUCGUACCGUACCGUACCUUACUCUUUAGUACCGUACCUACCUGUGCAUUAUCUACCGCACCCCCAAAAACACCAAACAACAAUCUUUAUUCCUCGCCCCGCCUCGACUCGCUUCGCCUCACCCCGAAGGCUCACCCAAACCUCACCUCACCACCUCGCAUUCUCUCGACGGCACUCUCCUCACCUUCGAUCGCACGCACCAUCAAUCACCCCGACUUUGACUUCUCAACACCCAUUUUCAUCGUCACUAGUCCGAUUCGCCAUCUGCGCGCUCGGCAAUAA
Molecule: messenger RNA, 798 nt
Organism: Colletotrichum paranaense
Lineage: Eukaryota; Fungi; Ascomycota; Sordariomycetes; Glomerellales; Glomerellaceae
Exons: 2
Source: RefSeq, a predicted model, not a curated record